Molecule: messenger RNA, 2101 nt
Organism: Jatropha curcas
Lineage: Eukaryota; Viridiplantae; Streptophyta; Magnoliopsida; Malpighiales; Euphorbiaceae
Gene: LCB1
Product: long-chain base1
Biological process (GO): ceramide biosynthetic process; sphingosine biosynthetic process
Cellular component (GO): endoplasmic reticulum
Molecular function (GO): serine C-palmitoyltransferase activity; pyridoxal phosphate binding
Source: RefSeq, a predicted model, not a curated record
CAGACCAUGGGUCUUUCAUUUGUUGCCAGCGACUUUCAGAGACUCUUCUCAAUUCCAUCUCUCUCCUUUUAGCUCCUCUGCCUCCGCAGCCACCGCGCCGCCUCCUCUUCCUCCUCCGCUAAAGUCGUCGACCCUGAAAGGUGUGGUUGUUGCUAUCCCUAAGCCAAAAAUAUGUAGUUAAGCAUGACAGCCAACGACCGAAUCAAAAGUUCUCCUGCUUUCAGUUCCGAAUAAUUACCUUGUUAUUCACUCUUUUGUUGCUCUUGCAUUUGUUUUUUUGGAUAAUCAAUCCAUAUAUUGCAUUGCAACGAGUGUUGAAUCCUGCGUAUAACUGAUGCUUGAAGUCUUUAUGCACGUUGGGUUUUGAUAUUCACUACCAAUGAGUUCAACGGUUUUGCACAUUAUGAAUAGUGCUCUAGAGUGGGUGACUGUGGCCUUGGAUGCUCCAUCUGCUCGAGCUGUUGUUUUUGGUGUUCAUAUUGGAGGACAUCUUUUUGUUGAGGGUCUUCUUUUUGUGGUCAUUCUUUUCCUGUUAACCCAGAAGAGUUACAAGCCCCCUAAAAGGCCAUUAACAAAGAAGGAAAUAGAUGAGCUAUGCAACGAAUGGGUUCCAGAACCCCUUAUUCCCGCUAUUUCAGAAGAGAUGCAACAUGAGCCACCAGCACUGGAAAGUGCUGCAGGGCCACAUACAAAAAUCAAUGGCAAAGAAGUUGUGAACUUUGCUUCAGCUAAUUAUCUUGGAUUAAUUGGGCAUGAGAAAUUAAUUGAGUCUUGCACCUCAGCAUUGGAAAAAUAUGGUGUUGGUUCAUGUGGUCCUCGUGGAUUCUAUGGAACAAUUGAUGUACACCUGGAUUGUGAGGCCAGAAUAGCAAAGUUUUUGGGAACUCCUAAUUCAAUUCUCUAUUCAUAUGGACUUUCCACCACCUUCAGUACAAUUCCAUGCUUUUGCAAAAAAGGAGACAUAAUAGUUGUCGAUGAGGGAGUCCAUUGGGGAAUCCAAAAUGGCCUUUAUCUUUCUAGAAGCACCAUUGUGUAUUUUAAGCACAAUGACAUGGAAUCUUUACAAAAUGUGUUGGAGAAAGUAACUGCAGAGAAUAAGCGUGCUAAGAAAUUGCGUCGAUACAUCAUUGUUGAAGCAGUAUACCAGAAUUCUGGACAAAUAGCUCCUUUAGAUGAGAUCAUCAGAUUGAAGGAGAAAUAUCACUUCCGUGUUUUGUUGGAGGAAAGCAACUCAAUUGGCGUGCUUGGCAGAUCUGGAAAAGGUCUUACUGAAUACUACGGUGUUCCAGUUGAGAAGAUAGAUAUUAUAACUGCGGCUAUGGGGCAUGCCUUAGCCACCGAAGGAGGAUUCUGCACUGGAACUGCUAGAAUCAUUGAUCAUCAACGACUGAGCAGCUCUGGAUAUACGUUUUCAGCGUCUUUACCUCCAUAUCUUGCCAGUGCUGCAAUUACUGCUAUUGAUGUCAUAGAAGAUAAUCCUGCUUUAGUAACCAAGCUGAAAGAAAACAUUGCUGUAUUAUGGAAAGGGUUGUCAAACAUACAGGGCCUCUCCAUCGCAAGCAAUCCAGAAUCACCUAUUGUUUUUCUCAGAUUAGAGAAGCCCAAAGGUUCUGUAAAAGAUGACCUAAAACUUCUUCAAGAAGUUGCUGAUCGAGCAUUGGAGGAAGACAAUGUAUUUGUAGUAGUUUCUAAGAGAUCAACAGUUGAUAAAUGCAGAUUGCCUGUGGGAAUCAAAUUGUUUGUUUCGGCUGCCCACACGGAAUCCGAUUUGCAUAAGGUAUGUGAAUCCUUGAAGAGAGUUUCAGCAUUGGUGUUAUAAUGGGUUGUUGCAUGUCAGAUUCCAGUGCUCGCACCUGCACAAAUGUACGUGUAUGGCGGACGACAUCAAAUCGGUGAUGGUUUUCCGAUCUGUAUGUCGAAAGUGUUGAAUCGAGUAACAUACAAUUGUGAGGAUGAGCAGCAGCAGAUUAAAUUUUAUGAAUGAAUGGUUGUAAAUUGUAAUUUUCAAGUGCUUUAAGAAUUCCUUUUAGAAAAUAAUGCAUUGUGAUAGAGGGAACACAGUUGAUCAAAUUUUUUUAAAAAAAAAAAAAAACCAUUAUUA